Molecule: messenger RNA, 1836 nt
Organism: Rubroshorea leprosula
Lineage: Eukaryota; Viridiplantae; Streptophyta; Magnoliopsida; Malvales; Dipterocarpaceae
Source: the annotation of a GenBank genome assembly
AGUUUGUCAAGACGUUGACAGAUAAGUUGGAGGGUGAAAAUCAAGAGAACUUCAAGAAGAACAUUGAGCCAGCAGUAAAAUUCCUGAUUUCAAAGCUCAGUGACCUUCAAUUUUUUGUGGCUGAACACACUAUGUUUUCCUCAUUAUCAAACUUCCAGGUGUCAUCUUUUGAUCAACCUCCACUUUUUACUAACCCUUCUAUUGAGUUAUUUCCUAGUGACUCUAAUGCAAAUACAUUUGAUGAGCUCCAUGAUGCCUUUCAACAUUCUCCAUCUAAUUCUAUCGAAGAUGUUCUACCUGCUGGCAAUGUAUUAGACAAUGCUGAGUCUUCUUCCCUUACCUCUUCUAUAUCACCUAUUGGAUCUAACCCUGUUGAUCUUAAGCCUGAAAAUGAGAUCCUUAAUCCACCUUCAAGUCAUCCUACUCAGCAAGCUAUGCAAGAUGAAUUACAAGCUCUUGACAAAACCUAUACAUGGGAUUUGGUUGAUCUUCAUGUUGGAAAGCCUCUAGUAGGUUGUAAAUGGGUGUACAAGAUCAAAACUCAAUCUAAUGGUUCCGUGAAGCGUUAUAAGGCUCGUUUGGUUGCUAAAGGAUUUACUCAGGAAUACGGGAUUGAUUAUGACAAAACCUUUGCACCUGUUGCUCGUCCUACUUCAAUUCAUAGUUUGAUUGCUAUUGCUACUACAAAAAGAUGGAAAUUGUUUCAGAUGGAUGUGAAAAAUGCCUUUCUAAAUGGUGAUCUUGCAGAGGAAGUUUACAUGAAACCACCUCCUAGACUUGAGCAUCCUCCAAACAAAGUUUGCCGAUUAAAGCGAGCUUUGUAUGGGUUGAAACAAGCACCUCGAGUCUGGUUUGCGAAGUUUAGUACCACCAUCAGUGAAUUUGGUAUUGUUUCUAGUCCUUAUGAUACUGCACUGUUCUUAUGCAAGACUGAUCAUGGUAUGGUUCUACUACUUCUUUAUGUUGAUGAUAUUUCAGGUAUUCAUGAUUUUAAGCAAUUUCUCAGUCAUAAGUUUGAGAUGAAAGAUCUUAGUGUUUUGAGCUAUUUCUUGGGCCUUAAGGUCACCUCUUCUGAUGAUGGUUAUCUUCUCUCUCAAACAAAAUAUGCUUCUGAUCUUAUAUCUAAAGCUGGAGUCACUAACAGUAAGACUGCAUCUACUCCUUUUGAGCCUAAUGUUCAACUUACAUCCAUGGAUGGUUCUCCAUUAAUUGAUCCUACUCGCAACAGACGAUUGGUUCGAAGUUUGAUUUAUCUCACUACAACACGACCAGACAUAGCUUAUGCAGUUCAUGUUGUUAGUCAGUUUAUGGUUACACCUUGCUCCACUCACUAUGCAACAGUAUUUCACAUUAUUCGAUAUAUUAAAGGUACCAUGUUUAAUGGACUUCACUUUUCUGCUCAUUCAUCUCUUAAACUUCGUGUUUACUCUGAUGCUGAUUGGGCUGGAGACUCUAAUGAUCGUAAAUCCAUCACUAGAUAUUGUUUUUUCCUUGGUGAUUCCUUAAUCUCUUGGCGUAGCAAGAAGCAGACAGUUCCAUCAUGUUCUAGCAUAGAGGUUGAAUAUCGAGCACUUGGAGACACCACAUCAGAGUUACUUAAUUUACGUUGGCUACUAGAAGAUAUGGUUGUUUCUUAACUGCUUGCUACUAAUCUUUAUUGUAACAAUCAGAGUACCAUGCAGAUUGCUCAUAAUGAUGUCUUCCAUGAACGCAGUAAACACAUUAAGGUUGACUGUCACUUUGUUCGCCAUCAUGUUGCACAAGGAACUGUUCAUUUGGUUUUAUUGGCUCCGUUGAUCAACCAGCAGACCUUUUCACUAAAGCUCAUUUUCCUGG